Molecule: messenger RNA, 2075 nt
Organism: Myxocyprinus asiaticus (Chinese sucker)
Lineage: Eukaryota; Metazoa; Chordata; Actinopteri; Cypriniformes; Catostomidae
Product: beta-1,3-galactosyltransferase 1-like
Exons: 5
Coding region: 436-1428 (330 amino acids)
Cellular component (GO): membrane
Molecular function (GO): N-acetyl-beta-D-glucosaminide beta-(1,3)-galactosyltransferase activity
Source: RefSeq, a predicted model, not a curated record
CUCACAGCAAACGGAGCGACAGCGGCGAAAGUCCGGAUGGUGGAGGCGACAAAACCGAUGGUUGGAGAAGAAAGGAGAGACCAUGGAACAGAAGUACUGGGUCAUAUUUGAGCUCAUCCUUUCAUCAUUGGAGUGAUUGAUAAAAUGCAGAGAUGAUGGAUCCUACAGUCUGAAUUUAUAAUGACAAAUGUGGAACAUGCCGAAGAGUGUCGGGGAGAAUUCAAAACCCUGCGACAAAUUCCCUCCAUUUCCACACGAAGGGGAGACACAGCAAAGCAGCCCUGCUCUUAUUUUUUUUUCACUGGAGCAAUUUCUGACAGUUAUUGUCAAGCAGCGUACAAAUGCAGCAUUCUGCAUGUCUGCCUGAGGUACCGUCGCUGAUGGCUUCAAAGCCAUUCAAGAUUUACAGCUUCAAACACACAUAAAUGCAUCAUAAUGCCUUCAAAAGUGUCAUGCCUGUACGUGUUGACAGUUGUUUGCUGGGCAAGCGCUCUGUGGUAUCUCAGCAUAUCCCGUUCAACGUCGUCCUACAUGGGCCAGCUGUCCGCGCCGGCACGUAAAACGGUUAAAGUGCUCAAGAGCAUCAACGCCACAUUGAGCAACAUCAGGACUCGCCCAUUAAACCCCCACGCCUUUGAGUUCAUCAUCAACGAGCCAAAAAAGUGCGAAACCAAUGUGCCCUUCCUCGUAAUCCUUAUAACGACGACGCACAAGGAAUUCGACGCUCGCCAGGCAAUUCGGGAGACCUGGGGCGACGAGAGCACGUUCAGCGACCUUCGUAUCAUCACGCUGUUUCUUCUUGGACGCAGCAUGGAUAGAGUUCUCAACCAGAUGGUGGAGCAAGAGAGCGAUAUCUUUCACGACAUCGUAGUCGAGGAUUUUAUUGACUCAUACCACAACUUAACGCUCAAAACGUUGAUGGGAAUGCGUUGGGUGGCGACCUUCUGCAACCAGGCCAAGUAUGUGAUGAAGACGGACAGCGAUAUCUUCGUAAACAUGGAUAACUUGGUGUAUAAACUCUUGAAGCCGGCUACCAAACCUAGACGGAGGUACUUCACGGGUUACGUCAUCAACGGCGGACCAAUACGGGACAUGCGUAGUAAAUGGUACAUGCCUAGAGACCUUUACCCAGAGAGCAAAUACCCACCGUUCUGCUCGGGCACAGGAUACGUGUUCUCUGCAGAUGUGGCAGAGUUGAUCUACAAGACUUCUUUGCACACUAGACUCUUGCAUCUGGAGGAUGUUUAUGUCGGGGUGUGUCUGAGGAAGUUGGGUAUUCACCCGUACCAGAACAGUGGCUUCAAUCACUGGAAAAUGGCUUACAGUCUCUGUAGAUACCGAAGGGUCAUAACCGUCCAUCAGAUCUCGCCCGAGGAGAUGCACCGUAUCUGGAACGACAUGACCAGUAAGAAGCAUCUGAAGUGUUAGUCAAAGAUGCCUGAGGACAUGUUGUGUAUUUGUGACCUUUUGUUUUUAUAACCACGAUGCAAAAGAUGUGACGAGGAGCCUUGAGACUUGCACAACACAUACUGUAGUACUUUCUUAGAAGUACUAACAUCCUUCUGGUGUGUUUUAAGUAAUAGAGUGAUUCUCACGAAACCUGUCAAGAAAAUGCCAUGGUAUUUACUCCAAAAUCAAAAGGAACAAAUAAGAAACCAGAUUUUGCAUUUAGAUAAUGUUAUAAUUUUAGGGCCAUUACGAUUUCUUACACUGUGACCAGUCUUGGGUAAAUUACUCAACCAAAGUAAAAUAAUCCACUACAAAUUACUUCACAAAAUUGUAAUCAGAUUACUUUACUGAUUAAAGUAAUCACUUUACUAAUUACUUCACUUUUAAGUUAUUUUCUAAAACACUUUAUAGGUUUGUUUUUAUGCUCUAUCAGUUCAAAAUGAUGUUCAUUGUUGUUGUCCCUUCAGCUGUCAGAAACAGCCAUACAUAUGAACAUAAUUUAAGUUUAAUAUGUAUUCCAUACAAAUAAUAUUAAUUUUGAAAUAUAUGUAACCCAAGUAAUGUACUUAAAAGUAAUGAAUUUAAUUAAAAAGUCUAUAACUAUGAUCUGAUUACAAGAAAUUUAA